UUGCUCUUCUCAAUUUUUCUUUCCAUUAAGCAAACACUGAACUCUAAUCUUUCUCUACAAUGGGUUCAAGAUCAAAUCUUCUACCAUUACAUGGAGACUUGAAAAAAGCACCGAUUAGUGAGAUACGAACAUUUGACAAAGAGCAAGAAAAGGUGAAGAAAUAUUUGUCAAAAUUUAAUGGAAACAUUAGUCUUUCAACAGAUGCACUAAGAGCUGUGUCAAUGGAUCAAUAUCUUAGUGUAAAUAUUCAUUUCAUCAAUGAUAAUUGGGAAUUAAAAAAAUGGGUUAUUGAAUAUUGCUGUCUUGAUGAAUUGGAUGUGAAAAUCAAUCCAAAUAAUGUGAUCAAGAACGCUCUGGAAGAAUAUGGUAUUGAUGAGAAAUUACUCACUGUAACUCUUUCUGAGUUUCUUGAAUUCAAAAUCUUUGCUAAAUUCUUGAGGUGUGAAACUAGAUCAAAGAGGCGACUCCCCUUGAACGGUCAACUGUUUACUGUGCAUUGCAGCUCUGAAAUCAUAAGUAUGACAAUGAAGAAGGGUUUCGAGGGGAUUCAAAGUAUCAUUAGCAAAGUGAAACGAAUAUAUUGGCCUGAGUCAUUACCCUUGUGGAAUCUCACAAGUGACAAGCUUUCAGAAGCCAUGGUGAUGGAGGCAGAGGGAUUGUUUCGUUGGCUCGAUCCUUCGUGUAGUGGCAAAGUAGUACCAUUAAAGGAGGAUUGGGACAAGGUUAAGGGUGUGUGCACAAUAGCAAACAGAAUGUAUGAAAUUGUUAAAGGAUUAUUUGAGAUUGAGAACCCGACAGCAAAUCUUUUCCUACCUUAUAUGCGUGAGAUUCUAGUUUACCUUACCGAAGAAUCAGAGAAUUCUGAUGCAUUUGUGAGUUCUGUGGCAACCAAUAUGCUAGAAUACUAUAAGCGAUUCUAUAAUGAUAUGCAUUUAUUAUAUUCGAUUGCUGCAUUUCUAGACCCUCGUUACAAAUUGAAACUUGUCAAUUUUUGUCUUUCUGACACGAAUAGAACUACUGUCAUUUUAGACCAUAUUCGUGCGAUAUAUAAUGGUUAUGCAGUCAGUGGUACAAGUUCUGAGAAUGAGGAAGAGAAUGGGGAUAAGAAACCCGAAAAGGUGGAUGUAGAAAAGAAGUACUGUCUGUCAAUUCGUUCCACGGAUGAUAAGCCUUCAAAGUUGGAUUUGGAUUUGUAUCUGGAAGAGCCUGUGUUUCCAUGGGUGAAGAAUUUUGAUGUGUUGCAAUGGUGGAAAUAUAACUGUUUUAAGUUUCCUCAGCUCUCGAAAAUGGCUCAAGAUUACUUGGCUAUUCCUUUGUCUGUUGUAUCAUGUGACGAAGCUUACCUUAUGGAGGAAAGGAAGGCUGAUAAUACUCUGUCGACUUAUAGCCCUCUACUGCUGAAAGCCGUUCAGUGCCUAAAGAGCUGGAAUCCUGAUUUUAAAGUCGUUCCUGAUACCAAAACUUGGAAUCCUGAUACCGAAUGAUUUACGAGUACUUUUUGUUCGCGGUCAAAUUCAUAACAAGGAGAUUGAAUAAUAGGCUUUGGAUCUCAAAGUAAAGCUUGUAGUGUAGUAGUUAGAAAUGUAGAGAAUUACUAGUAUGAAACAUGAUUUGGCUGUUGUUUUCGGUUUUAUUGUUGUUAAAAAUGUUGCUUGCCAUGGAUGUCCAAAUAUAGAACUUUUAUCUUCUUCUAUGUGACUAUCAUCAGUUCAAUUCAUACUGUAUACAUACAAUACUGUAUACAAACAGUCCCCACCCGUUGGCUGUUUGAAAGGCUAGGACAGAGC
This is a messenger RNA of Amaranthus tricolor (Joseph's coat), 1787 nucleotides long. RefSeq names its product zinc finger BED domain-containing protein RICESLEEPER 1-like. The transcript has 3 exons. The coding region runs from base 60 to 1484 and encodes 474 amino acids. Gene Ontology annotation, molecular function: DNA binding; protein dimerization activity. The record is from RefSeq and is a predicted model, not a curated record. NCBI's taxonomy places the organism in Eukaryota, Viridiplantae, Streptophyta, Magnoliopsida, Caryophyllales, Amaranthaceae.